Mangifera indica (mango) is the source of this 1795-nucleotide messenger RNA. RefSeq names its product pentatricopeptide repeat-containing protein At1g01970. Bases 337 to 1611 code for a protein of 424 amino acids. Lineage: Eukaryota; Viridiplantae; Streptophyta; Magnoliopsida; Sapindales; Anacardiaceae. Gene Ontology annotation, molecular function: protein binding. The transcript has 3 exons. The record is from RefSeq and is a predicted model, not a curated record.
UUAGGUAUCCAAAAUGAAACCUUGGAUCUACUUUCGAUUUUUAAUGAUCGAAGGGCAAAACUGUAAGGGGGCUGGAAAUGCCGAUGUAAUUGGGGGCAGACGCAGAGCCUGCUGGGCCAUAAGAGGCUUUAUAUAAGCCGUACCCAAAUGUAAUCCACCGGUUCACAUCUCAUCGUGCUUUUCUUUCAUAUUAUCUCCUCUUCUCGCCUCUAUCUUUGUGUGUCUUCUACUGCGCUUUCUUCUCUUUCUCAUCAUCUAAACGGAUUUUGGUUUAGUAAAUUGUUUGUUCGUUGCAUUUGAGCUGAGGCAUGCUAAUUUGAACGUCACAGUCACUUAAUGGCUGCUGCUGCAACUACGGUUUUGAUUUCUUAUACUUCAGUCAUGGCUCCUCCCUGCUGCUCUAAGACGCUUUCUUGUUCCUUGGUUGUAAACACGAUAAUCAGCGACUUUACAGUUACAAAACCCAGUUUCUGUCAGUAUUGGGGCAACUUGUUAUAUCAAAAAAACGAGAGAUGGGGUUCUUGGAAAAUUCAUUCAGGGUCUGGAUUAGCAGUAGUUAAAGAAGAAAAAAGUAGGUUUAAGUGGACUGAGAUUGGCCCCACUUUCACAGAAGAACAAAAGCAAGCCAUAUCUAAACUUCCACCUGAAAUGACCAAAAGAUGCAGGGCACUGAUGAAGCAGAUUAUUUGCUUUUCUCCUGAAAAAGGAAGUUUGGGGGACUUGUUGGCUGCUUGGAUCAGGAACACAAAGCCGGGGAGGGCUGAUUGGCUUGUUGUUCUUAAGGAGUUGAGAUUAAAGGAACAUCCAUUGUAUUUGAAGGUGGCAGAACUCGCUCUACUAGAAGAAUCUUUUGAACCUAAUAAACGUGACUAUACAAAGAUAAUCCAUGGUUAUGGGAAACGAAACCAGCUUCAGGCCGCUGAAAAUAUACUAUUAGCCAUGAAGAGAAGAGGCUUUAUCUGUGAUCAGGUAACUCUAACCACCAUGGUCCACAUGUACAGCAAGGCUGGCAAUUUUAAGCUUGCAGAAGAAACUUUUGAAGAGAUAAAGCUGCUUGGUGAACCAUUGGAUAAAAGAUCAUAUGGCUCAAUGAUCAUGGCCUACAUUAGAGCUGGAAUGCCUGACCAAGCUGAGGUUUUGCUUGAAGAAAUGGAUACCCAAGAUAUAUAUGCAGGAAGUGAAGUUUACAAGGCAUUGUUAAGAGCUUAUUCCAUGAUUGGUGAUUCCAAAGGAGCUCAAAGGGUGUUUGAUGCAAUUCAAUUUGCAGGUAUUACUCCAGACGCCAGGAUGUGUGGUCUCCUUAUCAAUGCAUAUCAGAUAGCAGGUCAAAGUGAAAAGGCAUAUGUUUCAUUUGAGAAUAUGAGGAAUGCUGGUCUUGAACCUAGUGAUAAAUGUGUAGCAUUAGUGUUGACUGCUUAUGAAAAGGAGAACAACCUUAAUAGGGCCUUGCAGUUUCUGAUGGAUUUGGAGAGGGAUGGAAUUAUGGUUGGAAAAGAGGCUUCAAGUGUCUUAGCUGGGUGGUUCAAAAGACUUGGAGUGGUGGAACAGGUGGAACAUGUCUUGAGAGAAUAUGCUUCUAGAGAAGUCACUUGCCAUAUUCCUGCCUUCUAAUCAAAAUCCCCAAGCCCUUUCUCCUUUCUGGUAUUCAAUCAUGGGAAAUCGCCUCUGUUCUUCUGUACAUAAAAUAGGCUUUUUUUAUUUUCCAAGAUGACAAAGAGAUGGAAGUCCUGUAAAAUCAGCAAUUAUUUAAUUGGUUCAUUGCCCAUUAGCAAUCAAUUGUUUUUUUGGAUCUAAA